AUGUCUUCAACCACUACCACCACCACCAACCCACCCAAGUUUGAAGUAAAGGCUACCGAUUGGGACAGAACAGCUGCAUCAUAUGCCCAGCUUGCCUCUCAAGGCAGCCCCAUGUCUGUUCCCAUCACGAAGCUGGUCGAAAUGCUACAAACACUGUCAUCCUUCGACACCGCAACAACCAUUCUAGACAUAGGCUGUGGGCCCGGCAGUGCAACCUCCCAUCUGAUCUCUACUCACCACGAUAUCCUUCCAUCCAACACUCAAAUCCUGGCCACUGAUUUUAGCCGUGGAAUGAUCAGCAUCGUACAGCAAGUACGUGACUUCAAGCUUGAGAAACUCUCAGAAGGCACAGAGAAAAGUACCUGGAGUAGAGUCGUUCCUCUGGUUAUGGAUGCCCAGGAUCUGCGUCCUUUGCUUGAUGACUCAAUCUCACACAUCAUUGCCAACUUUGUGUUGUUCAUGGUCGAUGAUCCACAAAAGGCGCUGCAAGAAGCCCAUCGUGUGUUGAAGAGUGGAGGAGUUUUUGUUCUGUCUUCGUGGCACCGAAUGGAUUGGAUGGACUGCCUUGUCAUCGCUGCCUCAAACGCCUUUCCUACCUUGGGCAAACCUACCCCUCAGUUGCCAAAGUUUCCUGCUCAGUGGGCGAGUGUGGACGGUGUCCGAGACUUGUUGAAGGAUGCUGGGUUCAAAGACGUGCAGGUGAACACUGUGGGAGCUCCUAUUAUUAUGCCCAAGGUAGAAGCAUCUGUGCAUGCCUUCCUUACUAGUGGCAACCCUGCUGUCACUUGGAUUACGGACGUUCUGGAGGAGAAGGAGAUCGAAGAGGUCGAAAAGCAGCUGGUCAAGGUGGUCAAGGAGAAGUGCGGAGUCAACGACAACGGCGGUUACGUCCUAAAUGGUACUGCUAUUCUUGCUAGCUGUCGCAAGUAG
This is a messenger RNA of Aureobasidium melanogenum CBS 110374, 930 nucleotides long. Its product is annotated as S-adenosyl-L-methionine-dependent methyltransferase. The coding region runs from base 1 to 930 and encodes 309 amino acids. The record is from RefSeq and is a predicted model, not a curated record. NCBI's taxonomy places the organism in Eukaryota, Fungi, Ascomycota, Dothideomycetes, Dothideales, Saccotheciaceae. Gene Ontology annotation, molecular function: S-adenosylmethionine-dependent methyltransferase activity. The transcript has a single exon.